This is a messenger RNA of Dissoconium aciculare CBS 342.82, 2886 nucleotides long. RefSeq lists its product as uncharacterized. Bases 1 to 2886 code for a protein of 961 amino acids. The record is from RefSeq and is a predicted model, not a curated record. Gene Ontology annotation, cellular component: cytoplasm; nucleus. NCBI's taxonomy places the organism in Eukaryota, Fungi, Ascomycota, Dothideomycetes, Mycosphaerellales, Dissoconiaceae. The transcript has 2 exons. Gene Ontology annotation, molecular function: ubiquitin binding.
AUGUCGGAAAUCGAAUCCAGGCCUACACGAGGCCGUAGCUCCACCCGGGGAGGCAGAGGCAGCUACGGUCGUGGUGGACCGCGAGGCGGUCGCUCACAUGCUAACGGACAUGCGACAGAGCCCGUGGAGGAGUCAUUUGAGGACCAAGGCGAACUUGGCGAGAUGAAGAAGAAAUACCAGAGCGAAUUGGGCUUGCUGAAAGACAUGUUCCCAGACUGGACCGACACUGAUCUUGUUUUCGCUCUGGAAGAGGCUGAUGGCGAUAUACCGGCAACUGUGGACAAAAUCACCCAGGGUACCGUUUCUCAAUUCUCCGAGGUCAAGAAACCCAAGGAUCGAGCUCGUUCCAAGGCCAAAGAGGAUGUCACUCCCGCAAGCUUUACUGACAAAGCCGGCUCCGGUAGCCGCGCUCGCGGGCGAGGCGGUUUGGAAGGCACACGAGGCGGGCGUGCUCGUGGCACUGAGCGCGGCAGAGGUGGUCACCGUGGUGGAAGAGGAGGUCACGCGACCACCAAUGGAACCGCUAAGGACAAUACCGAUGCUCCUGCACUUGCGGCAGACCCUUCAGCCUUGGAUAGCUCUGCGACCACCGACGCAGUUGACGGCUCGGCCGGACUGCCUGCACAGGCAACCACGAACUCUGCAGACACCGAUGCGCCUCGAGCUCCUGAAUCCAAUGCUGGUGUUGGUGCUUCAGCUGGCGCGGAUAGUUCAAAGAACGGGGCAGCUCUGGACAGUGGAGCGAAGAAAAGCUGGGCAAGUAUGUUUGCUCAACCUAAACCAGUACCUGCGGCGUUACCAAAGAAGGCCCCUGUCCCGCAACCGGCCGCAGCUGAGCCUCCAGUCGUGCCCUCGCAAGCUGAGGCCAGUACUCCAGAAGACGAGGCUGCUCAAAUUGCAUCGACGGCAGUCCCCGAGGUGCAAGUAGCGCCCAGUGAUUCUGUCGACACUCCGGCAGAACGCCCAGAGACGUCCGAAGGGGAUGCUGCUGAUCUGGCCCCAUCCACGGUUCCUUUGACUGAAGCCAAUGUGGAGCAUCUGCCCGAUGACUCUGUGCCUCCAGCAACAUUCACUGCAGCGAGCACUACUGGUUCUCUGGAUCCACGCAAUCUCACACCUUUGCCUCAAGCACCGAUCGGUCGACCUGCGCUCGGUGGAUAUGCUACUAGCGCGAACCGUCUUGCCGGAACCGGGGGCAGAACCGCAAGCUUCCAGCGUCGCCUCAAGGAACAGCAAGAGGCUGUUGUCAUGCCAGGUCACAGUGCAGUUGACCGAGCUGCCGUUCAGUUCGGCAGCAUGGGCCUGAAUGGCGAGCAAGGAAUGGAUGUCGAUGAAGAGCGAGAGGAGCCUGAAACACGUCAGGCACCCCAGAGUUCCCCCCCUUCACAACCACGCACGUCGCUGCCACCCGCGCCUCGGCAAGCGUCUGAUCAGCCCGAGGUCGUUCCCAGCGCUGCUCCGGCUGUGCCGACUCCUAAACAAGCCCCCGGUCUGCCUCCUGCAUCUGCUCAGAACCAGCAACAGAUCCAAGAUCCCUCUCUGGGCCAGAUCCCUUCCCAGGAACAACAAGCCAACCAGUACGGCCAAUACGGUCGUUAUGGCCAACCAGGGCUGCAGCCAGAUCUGUCCGCCCAGUCACAACAAAAGCAGCACUACGAUCCUUUUGGACACCAAACACAAAACCAUUACGACCAGUACGGAGCGCACUCCCAGCAUCAACCGCACGCUCAACAGCAGCAACAGUCAUCGCUCAGCGGCCUUUCGACUGGCCCCAACGACUAUCCUGGAUACUACACGAAUGAGCAACAACGCCUUUACAGCCCCUACGGCGGCUACGGUGGCUCCUACGCUCCCCAGGACACCCGAAGCCAGAGCAGCCAGAACCAACAGGAUCCGUCGGCCAUUGGACAGCAGCGUUCUGCCAGCGGAUUCGGAUCUGCGCAAGGCGACUCUGCUUUCGGGGGCCAGACACAAGUCCAGGCCCAAUCGAGAUUCGGAGAAACACACGCACCUGGCUCCGGAAACAACACUCCAAACCCGCCGGUCGGCGGACAACAGCAUCAGCAAUCGCAACAUUCGAUGCAGCAACAACAACAACAGCAACAGCAACAGCAACAGCAGCAGCAGCAGCAGCAGCAGGGUCAACAGGGUGCUUAUGCGGGUGCUGGCAGCGGCUUCCCGUAUGGUCACCAAUACUACAACAGCCCGUAUCCUCAAGCAUACCAGAACCAGUUCACGUACCAGCCAGCUUAUGGCUCCUACGGAUCUCAAAGCAACAAGGGUUAUGCUGGCAACCCUUAUUCUGGCAGUCAUGGUUAUGAGUCAUCCUCGCCCGCACCUGGCGCGCCAUUUGGCCAAAACCAGUCGGCGACCCGCGCCGCGAGUGGCUCGUCGGCACUGCUGGACGAUUACAACCGAGGAUCUAGCGCUCAGGGCUUCAGUGGCAUGAAUGAUGCCUUUCAGAGGUCUUCUUCCGGCUUCGGAUCCCAAGGCUACAACAGCCAGCAGCAGGGAAUAGGAGGUGGCGCUCAGCCGGAGUCCACCGACGCUCUCAAGCCGUUCGGCACUGACGCAGGCAGCAAGACGGGCCCGGCGCAGCGACCAGGCUCCGCAGUCGGAUCACAGCAGUCUGGCACCGCUCCCCCGCAACAAAGCCAACACAAUGCUGGCAGCUUCGGUGGCUACCAGGGCUUCACUGCGCAGGGCCAAUACCUGGGUGGACUAGGCGCGCAGCAGAGCGGCCAGACUGGAUACGGCGGACAGCAAAGCCAAGGCGGCUACGGCGGCUACGGCGCCGGAGGCUUCAACCAGACCUACGGUCAAGGCUACGGCGGUGGAAAUGCGCGCGGCGGCUGGGGCCAGAACUACAGCCAGGGCCAGCACUAG